Gloeophyllum trabeum ATCC 11539 is the source of this 3541-nucleotide messenger RNA. Its product is annotated as transcription elongation factor Spt5. The record is from RefSeq and is a predicted model, not a curated record. Gene Ontology annotation, cellular component: DSIF complex. Bases 33 to 3440 code for a protein of 1135 amino acids. The transcript has 11 exons. Lineage: Eukaryota; Fungi; Basidiomycota; Agaricomycetes; Gloeophyllales; Gloeophyllaceae. Gene Ontology annotation, molecular function: protein binding; mRNA binding. Gene Ontology annotation, biological process: transcription elongation by RNA polymerase II; regulation of DNA-templated transcription elongation; transcription elongation-coupled chromatin remodeling.
GCGUCUCGCUUCUCCUCCAAACUUGCUGUACUAUGUCUGACAUCGAAGAGGACACAUAUCAAAACGGGAACUACGAUGCCCACGAGGAAGAUGGUGCGGACGGUGUAGAGCAAGACACACAACAAGGAGAUGAGACGCGCAGAAAGAGGCCCGCGGAAGAGGAUGAAGGUGGCGAGGAGGACGAGGAGAGGAUGGACGAGGAUGCUGAGGGUGAGAUGGAUGACGAGGAGGAUGAAGAUGAGGACGAAGAGGACGAAGAGGAUAUUGACGAAGGCCGGCCCAAGAAGCGAACGAAGCACCGGCACAAGAAACGUAACGCCGUGAAUCGUUUCCUUGAUGUCGAAGCCGAGGUCGACGAAGACGAAGAGGAUGAAGAGGAUGAAGAGGACUAUGGCAGAGAGGGUUUCAUUGAAGAGGGCGCGGAGGAUGAGGUUGAUGACAUUCGUAGAGCCGUGGAUCAUGCAAGACUAGAUCGACGAGAACGAGAGUUCGAUGACCAAGACCUUGCACGGAUUGCUGAAGAUUACCAGAAGCGGUCCAAGCAGUCUGCAGUCAGAUAUACAGGGGACAUGAAUGAGAUCCCCCAACGGUUGCUCAUGCCAUCCGUUCACGACGCCAAUUUGUGGCAAGUCAGAGUGCGGCCAGGCAAGGAGCGUGAUAUUGUUUUCAGUCUUAUGCGAAAAGCUAUAGACCUGGAGUACACGAACAAACCCUUGUCAAUUCUCUCUGCUUUUCAGCGUGACUCCCUUCCUGGGAUGAUCUAUGUCGAAGCCCGCAGCUCCAAGCAAGUCAGUGAAGCCAUCAAUGGACUCGUUGGUGUCUUCCCGAGCCGAGGAGUCAACCUGGUGCCUAUAGAGGAAAUGGCUAGUCUACUGCAAAUCAAGAAGCAAGAUCUGACGGUCACUCCGGGAUCAUGGGUUCGUAUCAAGCGGGGCAAGUACCAGGGUGACCUUGCGCAGGUCAUGGAUAUCACGGAGAACGGCGAGGAAGUCGGUCUCAAAUUCAUCCCUCGCAUCGACUUGAAUCCCAAGGACGACACUACGAUUGACGGCCGAAAGCGGAAGAAGCUGGGCUUUGGCAACUCGGCUGUGACCAUGCGACCACCCCAACGGUUCUUCAACUACGAAGAAGUCGCUAAGGUGUAUGGUCGGAAACAGGUCUCAAAGCGGAACCAGGUCUAUGUCUUUCAAAACGACACGUACAAGGAUGGUUUUAUCGAGAAGGACUUUAAGCUGAGCGCCCUGCAGCUUGAAAAUGUCAACCCUACUCUGGACGAGAUCACACGCUUCACUCGAGGGAUGGACGGUGCGGAGAAUGAGAGCGCUGUUGACCUGACGAUCAUCGCCGAGGCCUCUCGUAAAGCUGCGAUCGCGGUCCUGCAGCCUGGAGAUCACGUCGAAGUGUUCGAGGGUGAGCAGACCGGCGUAGACGGUGUCGUGCAGUCCGUAGAAGGUGAUGUGGUCACUAUCAUCGCCAACAGCAUGGAACUCGAAAAUCAGCGUGUGGACGUUCCUGCGAGGAGUGUACGCAAGAAGUUCAAGCCUGGAGAUCACGUUAAAGUCAUGACUGGUAAAAAUGCUGACGAGACAGGUCUUGUCGUGUCGGUCGAGGGCAAUAUUGUGACCUUCUUAUCCGACAUGUCUAUGCAAGAGGUAUCUGUCUUCUCGAAAGAUCUGCGAGAAGCAGCAGAAGUGGGAUCCGGUACCAAUAUCGUUGGAAACUACGAGCUCCAUGACCUGGUACAAUUAGAUUUGCAAACCGUCGGUGUGAUCUUCAAGACGGAAAGAGACUCCUUCCGUGUCCUUGACCAGAAUGGCCAAACGCGAUUAGUGCAGCCACACCAGAUCUCCAUGCGGAGGGACUCACAUCGUGCUAUUGCCACUGAUUCCGAAGGUCACGAACUACGUGUCGGAGACAACGUGAAGGAGGUGGAUGGCGAGGGCCGAAAAGGACGCAUUCUGCACAUCCAUCAAUCCCACUUCGCCUUCCUGCAUAAUCGAGACUACAACGAGAAUGGCGGAGUCUUCGUUACUCGAGCCCGUUCUCUGGCAUCCUUGGCUCCGAAGGGCAACCUCCUAAAGCCCGGGACUGACCUGUCAAAAAUGAACCCUGCUAUGACUGGCGGUGCUCCAGGGGGUAUGGCAGGAUCAGCAAUGGGUCGUGGGCCUAGAGACAGGCUGAUAGGGCUCACCGUGGCGGUCAUCAAGGGCACGUACAAGGGCCACAUUGGGACAAUAAAGGACACGAAUGGUCCGGCUGCCCGUGUGGAACUUCAUACCAAUAACAAGAUCAUUACCAUCGAGCAAGAUAAGUUGAAGCACAGACUAUCCGACGGCCGACUUAUCCCACUUGACCAAGUAAGGUUCGGCGGGUUCGGCGGCGGGAGUAUGGGCCCUCCGCGGACUGCGAACCCAUACGCGCAGAAUGGGGGCCGUACACCUGCUGGCGGCGGCUGGGGUGGCGCAACGCCAGGGGCUGGGUGGGGAGCUCCCCCGUCCCGCACGCCUAAUCCAUACAAUGAGAGCGGGAAGACCCCUGCGUGGAACGUCUCCUCUCGCACGCCGAAUCCGUACGCGAUGGACGGCGGCAAGACCCCUGCUUGGAACGCCGCGACCCGGACGCCCAACCCAUACGCGGAUGGGUCGAGGACACCUGCCUGGAAUGUGGGUUCGCGGACGCCGAAUCCGUACGCGAGUGGAGGUGCAGGGGCAUCGUCAGGGUGGGGCGGCGCUACACCCGGACGGCCAAGCGAAUCAAGUGGUGGUUGGGGGAGCGGGUCUGGGAGUGGUGGGUGGGGUGGUGCUUCGCCCAGUAAAGGCGGAGGCGGUUGGGGAUCGUCGAGCGAAUCAUGGUCCGCACCUACUCCUGCAGCACCGAGUGACGGUUGGGGGUCUGCACCCACACCAGGAAUACCACAGACGCCGGCCAACUUCGCCACGCCAGGGGCUUAUGGGGCGACCAAGACACCUGGCGCGUACCCGUUCACGCCGGCUGCCACGGGAGGCACUAUGAUAGAAAGCGAGACGUACGAGGUCCCGAAGGACUGGCUUGCCGAUGCCGCGCUGCCAGUAAAGAAGGGCAUCAUGGUGCAGUUCAAGGGCACCUUCGGCGACGGCGGGCUGCCUGCCUGGAACAACGGCAACUACGAAUCGCGUAUCGGGCAGGUUCUGUUCGUCUCGGAAGGGGAUCGAACCCGCGAUAUCUCGGCCACUGCGAACCUACAGCUGGAGAAAGGCGAGGAGGUCGCUGCCGUGCCCGUACGCUAUCUGGUGCCGGUACCGCCACAGGCGAAGGCGAAGGCAGUGGUGCUGGAGGGCAAGAUGAAGGGGCAGAUCCUGCAUGUGAUGGAGCCCGGUGUCGGGGAUCGGUGGGUGUGCACGGAGAGCUGGAAUAUGUUUGAGGAGAUACCAGGGGAUAGGCUGGUUUUGUUUAAGGACUGAGUGUUGCCCGUUCUGCUUUUUGUGUUGCUGUAGCUUCUUUGCUGUAAAUUAUAACAUACUACUCCUGCCAGGACAAUUGGCUGUACCUUCGAGGCCCGGGC